This is a messenger RNA of Paramacrobiotus metropolitanus, 1777 nucleotides long. RefSeq names its product BTB/POZ domain-containing protein 6-like. The transcript has 7 exons. Gene Ontology annotation, molecular function: protein binding. The record is from RefSeq and is a predicted model, not a curated record. NCBI's taxonomy places the organism in Eukaryota, Metazoa, Tardigrada, Eutardigrada, Parachela, Macrobiotidae. The coding region runs from base 333 to 1619 and encodes 428 amino acids.
GCGGCUGGAGCGAUCAGCGGUGCUUGACGCAUUCGCGUUCACGCAUUUUAUUCGUGCUUCCGGUUAGCAGCUUCUCCAGUUUCCCCCACACGGCGGACGAGACGUAGAACAUUAACAGCCUGUUAACAACAGGAGUUUAUCUUCAAAAGGAAGAGUACGGGUAGGGUUUUGAUUUUUGAGCAGAAAUUGGCAGUCGCGACAGGUCCGGUGUGUUAAAGGCUUAAGGCUUAUACUUCGUUGCGACUUUAUUUGUCUGUGCCAAACUUGGUACCUCUGCAUUUCAACGGCUAUAUGACCAUAUCACCCAGUCCCUGCUUACUGGUACUGCCAUUAUGACGCAAACGUCCGCAUCCUUCGCGAGUUCCCAACGCCGAGGUACGAUCUCCCAGGUUACAGAUCGCUGGAAGGAUGCCUUGUCGAAGAACGAUUUGUGCGAUGUGCAGUUCGCAGUUGGACGCCAAUUCGGAUCAGUAAAAAUAUUGGACGCACAUAAGUUGGCUCUCAGCAUCAGCAGCGACGUAUUUCAUACCAUGUUUUACGGAAGCUUGGCCGAGAAGGGUGACACCGCCAUCGAUAUCCCGGAUAUUCCUUCCGACGCUUUUAGCAAUAUGCUCAGCUACAUCUACACUGGUUCAGUAAGCGAUAUCAAUCCGGAAAAUGCUUUGCAGACACUGUAUUGCGCUGAUAAGUAUGACUUGCCAUGGCUGGCUGAGCUCUGCACGGAUUUCAUUCGCGACGGCUUAAACGCCGAUAACUGCCUGAUGUAUCUAGAAAAUACACUCACUCUUCGUGUUGUGUGUGACAGUGCGCAACGCUGGACUCCGGAUUGUGAUGUCGUGAUGGAGAAGUGCUGGGACAUCAUAGAUGUGUUCAGCGUGAAUGUUCUCCAGUCAGAGUAUUUCAACAAGUUGGAGCGGACAACGUUGGAGAGGAUUCUGCAGCGCAACACACUGUCAGCGGAGGAGAACGCCGUCUACAGGGCUGUCGAAAAAUGGGCGGAAGCCGGCUGCAUUAGCGAGAAUCUGCCAAUUUCAGUUGCUAAUCGCCGCAUGAUAUUGGGUCCGGCAUUCUUUCUGGUUCGCUUUCCGCUGCUGACUGACGCUCAGCUAACUAGCGGGCCGGUUAAGAGUGGUUUACUGAGUCUUGAAGAAAUGCGUACAGUUUUACUACAAAAACAUAAGGCAGACGGAGAAACAGCCAAGGAAGGACCGCCGAAAUUCCCUAAGAAACCUCGACAGUGCAUAAUGUGCCCGUUCGCGUCCAAGUAUGUUUACAAGCGGAUGGAGAAGGUUUUCGUCUUGUACAACAACGACUACUUUUAUCCGGCAGAGGUCACAAAAGAUAAUGAGUGUGCCAUGUAUGGGGAGUAUGAAGUGGAGAAAGAAAGGGAGGAAGGUGAGGCUUCCCGUCAGCACAUGGCAGUUCGGUCCGCCGAUAUUUUGAGGCGUGGUUUGCCAGUGGAAGCACAUAUUGAUGGAGGCUAUAAGGAGGCCACCUACGGCGCACUGCGUGCUGGACGACAUACCGUCAGUGUGGCCGGUCGAGAACAUAAUGUGGGCUGGGUGGAACUGAGGAUUGCUGGCCAAAACGUCGAUGAAUGGAAAGCGGCACAAAAGUAAAGAAAUAGGUGUUAGGAAAUUUGGAAUCUAGAUCUAGAGAAUGUCAGUGCAGAUUGACUCACUUAAUGCGUUGUGUCGCUUCCUAGUCCGAUAGCUUGCUUACUGUAGUUAGCUGCUUUUGUAAACUUGUAUUUAAUUCGUGACGCUCGCCGAAACUG